Adelges cooleyi (spruce gall adelgid) is the source of this 2446-nucleotide messenger RNA. RefSeq names its product putative inorganic phosphate cotransporter. Gene Ontology annotation, molecular function: transmembrane transporter activity. NCBI's taxonomy places the organism in Eukaryota, Metazoa, Arthropoda, Insecta, Hemiptera, Adelgidae. The coding region runs from base 323 to 1810 and encodes 495 amino acids. The transcript is spliced from 12 exons. The record is from RefSeq and is a predicted model, not a curated record. Gene Ontology annotation, biological process: transmembrane transport; monoatomic anion transport.
GACGCAUUAACGCCAUGUAGUCUGGGUGCUGUCAAUCAAGUAAGAAGUUGUGUGUGCGGUGAGUUUAUGACGAAUCGGUCGCCGCUUAAACGGCCAAUCAAACGACGGGGUUAGACAAUUUUCAGCUGGCUUUUCUAUUCGAAACAUUCCAUUGAGAACGCCCAUCAUGUUAUUAGGACGAUAAAACAGAGAAAAAGUAAAAUUAUCCAUCAAGUGAUUGGUUCAAACCAAGCAAAUCUCAAUAAAGUUUGUAUACAACAUAUAUUUGAAUUUUGCUCGUUGACAAUAUAAUUAAAUUAUAAUCUGAGACAAUUUAAUUGUAAUGGUGGAAAAUAGCACAUCACCAACGAUGGAACCUCCGAACAAUCUCAAUAGAAGACCCUCGGAGGCCGUGUCGAUUUUGAUGAAAGGUGUUCGCACUAAAAGAUACACGAUGGCCGUGUUGGGUUUCAUAGGAAUAGCCAAUGCGUAUGCAAUGCGAUCGGUGCUCAGCCUGGCCAUAACGGAAAUGGUAGUCGACAUACACAAAACAACAUUAGAUCCAAACGGAUGUCCUGGGCCUGCCGUCUUAAAGAACAUGACAAACCCAAAUGCUGAAUUCGAUUGGUCCGAGAAACUACAGGGACAUAUACUUGGGUCGUUUUACUAUGGAUACGUCCUGGCUCAGAUACCUGCUGGAAUUUUAGCUCAAAAGUAUGGCGGCAAGCACGUUUUUGGAGUGGGCAUGUUUUUGACUUCCGUGCUUACCCUACUGACUCCGAUGGCUGCUAGGGCGGGACCCGUUUACUUGAUUAUCGUCAGAGUACUAGAAGGACUAGGGGAGGGCCCAACGAUACCAGCAAUGAACACGUUGUUGGCACAGUGGGUACCAAUUAACGAACGAUCGACCAUAGGGUCUUUCGUAUUCGCAGGAAAUAUGAUCGGCACAAUCGUAGCACAAAGUACGGCCGGAUACAUGCUGAAGGUAACUGACGACAACUGGCCAUUAGUGUUCUACACGUUCGGUUCGAUUGCGCUCAUCUGGUAUGUGUUUUGGAACUUUUUCGUGUACAGCAGACCGAGCGAACAUCCGUCGAUCACCGAUUACGAACUGACGUACUUGGAGCGACAUUUGAAAGGAGUCAGUAGGAACAAAGAAAAGGUACAGCCGACUCCCUGGGGAGCCAUGCUGUUGUCCGGUCCUAUGUGGGGUUUGAUGAUCGGUCAGAUAGCUCACGACUGGGCACUCUUCAUGAUACACACCGACCUACCAAAGUAUAUGAAGUCUGUCAUGAAGUUUUCCAUCGCCGAGACCGGCGUGUGGAGUUCAAUGCCACAUCUUAUUAUGUGGUUAACCGCAAUACUGUCUGGCUGGUUGAGUGACUAUUUGAUAACCAACAAUAAAAUUGGAAUAUUGAAGCAAAGAAGACUUUUUUCAACCAUCGCGUGUGUGGGGCCUAUGUUGGGUACGUUAGCCGCAUCGUACGCGGGUUGCGACAAGCUUAGAGUUGUCAUGCUGUUCACAGUCGGUAUGGCCACCAUGGGCUUUUUCUAUUCAAGCAUGAAAGUCAACGUAUUGGAUUUGAGUCCUAAUUACGCGGGUCCAGCCAUGGCGUUGGUGAACGGAGUUGGAGCUGUAGCCGGCAUCAUUUCUCCACCUCUCAUCGGAUACCUCAUACCGAAUAAUACAUUGCUGGAGUGGCGGAACGUUUUUUGGAUCAGUGGUGGUGUUGUGCUGGUAGCAAAUUCUGUGUACGUCAUAUUUGCUUCAGCACAGAUCCAGUGGUGGAAUGAUCCACUUCCAAUGAGUGACACUGAUGAUGAUUUAUAAAAUGAGCACACUUAUGAAAUCUUACAUUUGACAAUCUGCAGAAUCGUUUCAAAAGCGAAAACGAUCGACGCGCUUUUGUCAAUCAAAUCAGAAGUUGUGUACCAUUAGUAUUAUUUAUUGUUUUAUUACAGUAUUGGAUUUUUGUUACAAUCAUCCAUUUUAUAAACAAUAUCCUGAGUGAUAAGAUAUAUUGGUGUAAACACUAUAUUGGUGUAAAAACCCACAUAGUAUAACUUUUAUAUAACAACUGAAUCACAAAAAGUUCUAAUACCAAUAAGUCUAAAAACUGUCAAUAUGUUACUUUUAGAAAUUUUGGAAAAUGACCAUUGAAGUUUUUAUAAGGCUCUUUUUUACGAAAAUCUUCAUCGCUUUUUUAUUAUUGUCCAUGAAAUGUCUUUUUUUUUUUUAAUGUAUAAUUAGUAUUUUAGUUUGCAAGUAAUCAUCUAAUUAAUUUUUUUUGAAAAUUGAGAUUGACCCCGCUUUUCCGAUGUAUUUUCAUAUACCCGUCAAUGUUUAAUAACUUAAUUCGUUUUUUAUUACGAUUUGUUAUUAUUAUUUGUAUCUAAUUAACUCAUAAAAACAAAAAUAUAUGUACAUAUUGAAUUAAGUAUUAAAACGACGAAGUCAGUUCUUAAG